UUUUUUUCCACAUCUCUAUCGCUUAAUUCUUCCCUUUUAGUUGUGGAGAGCGACCGAAAGGCUAACCCUAGUCAUAGUCACCUUCCUCCCAUCUCUCUCGCGACAGCCUCCCACUCAGCAGUAUGGGUAGAGUCUUGACUCUUUCAACUGUCUCUUCUUUAAUUGGUUCCGGACGGCAUGUUCAGUCCCAAGAAAAUGGAAAACCAAGAAGGUGUGUAAAGAUGAUGUCCGGUCUACAAGCAUCUGGGUUAAGGAUGCAGAGUUUCUCGGGGUUGAGGAGUUCCAAUGCGUUAGACUUCAUGGCAAGGUCUGGACAGGAUUUCCAUUCUAAGGUCCGACUUCAUAUCUCCUCAUGUAAAGGAAAGGGUUGCCGAUUUGUACCAAAAGCAAUGUUUGAGCGCUUUACGGAGAAAGCAAUUAAGGUCAUAAUGCUGGCUCAAGAAGAAGCUCGGAGACUUGGCCACAACUUUGUCGGGACCGAGCAAAUACUAUUGGGUCUAAUUGGAGAAGGCACUGGCAUUGCUGCUAAGGUUCUCAAAUCCAUGGGAAUCAAUCUGAAAGAUGCUCGUGUAGAGGUUGAAAAGAUAAUCGGGAGGGGAAGUGGAUUUGUAGCUGUAGAGAUCCCAUUUACCCCUCGUGCUAAGCGUGUGCUGGAAUUGUCACUGGAGGAGGCUCGACAACUCGGGCAUAAUUAUAUUGGGUCGGAGCAUCUUCUGCUCGGUCUUCUUCGUGAGGGAGAAGGUGUAGCUGCACGUGUCCUGGAGAAUUUGGGCGCAGACCCCAGUAACAUCCGGACACAGGUUAUACGUAUGGUUGGAGAGAACAAUGAAGUCACCGCCAGCGUUGGUGGAGGAGCCAGCAACAACAAGAUGCCAACUCUAGAAGAGUAUGGAACUAACUUAACUAAAUUAGCAGAGGAGGGUAAAUUGGAUCCUGUUGUUGGAAGGCAGCCACAGAUCGAACGUGUGGUACAAAUCUUGGGUCGGAGAACCAAGAACAACCCUUGUCUUGUUGGAGAACCAGGUGUCGGGAAAACGGCUAUUGCCGAAGGACUCGCUCAACGAAUUGCCGGUGGCGAUAUUCCUGAAACAAUUGAGGGGAAGAAGGUCAUAACCCUAGAUAUGGGUCUUCUGGUGGCCGGAACCAAGUACCGUGGAGAAUUUGAGGAAAGAUUGAAAAAGCUUAUGGAGGAAAUCAGGCAGAGUGAUGACAUAAUUCUAUUUAUCGAUGAAGUGCACACAUUGAUCGGUGCGGGAGCUGCAGAAGGAGCCAUUGAUGCUGCUAACAUCUUAAAGCCAGCCCUUGCAAGGGGUGAAUUACAGUGUAUCGGUGCAACAACGUUGGAUGAAUACAGAAAGCACAUCGAGAAAGACCCUGCCUUGGAAAGACGGUUUCAGCCCGUGAAAGUACCUGAACCAACUGUAGAUGAAGCUGUACAGAUAUUGCACGGCCUCCGGGAGCGGUAUGAGAUUCACCACAAGCUCCGCUACACUGACGAUGCCUUAGUCGCUGCUGCCCAUUUGUCGCACCAAUACAUCAGUGAUCGGUUUCUUCCGGACAAAGCAAUUGAUUUGAUUGAUGAAGCUGGGUCUCGGGUUCGACUGCGGCAUGCUCAGGUCCCUGAGGAAGCUAGAGACCUUGAGAAAGAACUCAGGCAGAUCACGAAGGAGAAGAAUGAAGCCGUGAGAGGCCAGGACUUCGAAAAGGCUGGUUCUCUACGUGACCGGGAAAUCGAGCUGAGGGCUGAGAUAUCCGCUGUUCUAGCCAAAGGCAAGGAAAUGAGCAAAGCUGAGAGUGAGGCGGGUGAUGGAGGUCCAGUUGUCACGGAUUCUGAUAUUCAACACAUUGUUGCUUCAUGGACAGGAAUCCCUGUCGAGAAAGUCUCGUCCGAUGAGUCUGACCGUCUUCUCCAAAUGGAACAGACCCUUCACACACGGGUCAUCGGUCAAGACGAAGCUGUCAAAGCCAUUAGCCGUGCCAUCCGUCGUGCUCGAGUUGGGCUCAAGAAUCCGAAUCGACCCAUUGCCAGUUUCAUCUUCUCUGGUCCAACCGGUGUGGGAAAGUCAGAGCUCGCCAAGUCGCUGGCUGCUUAUUACUUUGGCUCGGAAGAAGCCAUGAUCCGUCUUGACAUGAGCGAGUUCAUGGAACGACACACUGUCUCGAAACUCAUUGGGUCACCACCUGGUUAUGUUGGGUACACCGAGGGAGGCCAGUUGACCGAGGCUGUCAGGCGGCGGCCUUACACCCUCGUCCUCUUCGACGAAAUUGAGAAGGCCCACCCCGAUGUCUUCAACAUGAUGCUUCAGAUCCUCGAGGACGGGAGACUAACCGACAGCAAAGGAAGAACGGUGGAUUUCAAGAACACUCUUCUGAUAAUGACAUCGAAUGUCGGAAGCAGUGUGAUCGAGAAGGGUGGUAGGAGGAUCGGGUUCGAUCUAGACUCGGACGAAAAGGACAGCAGCUACAACAGAAUCAAGAGCUUGGUGACAGAAGAGCUAAAACAGUACUUCAGACCGGAGUUCUUGAACAGAUUGGAUGAGAUGAUCGUUUUCAGACAGCUGACAAAGCUCGAAGUCAAGGAAAUUGGCGAUAUAAUGCUGAAAGAAGUGGUUCACAGGCUCAAGGACAAAGAGAUUGAGCUUCAGGUGACAGAGAGAUUCAGGGAGCGAGUCGUUGAGGAAGGUUACAACCCGAGCUACGGUGCUCGGCCGCUGAGACGAGCCAUUAUGAGGCUAUUGGAAGACAGUAUGGCUGAGAAGAUGCUUGCAAGAGAGAUUAAAGAAGGUGACUCCGUGAUCGUUGAUGUUGACUCGGAUGGGAACGUCAUUGUUCUGAACGGAAACAAUGGCGGAGGAGCCACCACUGUUCCUGAAGCCAUGGAGGAUCCCAUUCCAGGGUUGUAAGAAGAGGGUUUCUUCUUGUCUCUACUUAGGUUUCUGGAUAUUGAUUCAUCUGUCUUCUUUGGCAGGAAAGAUGAUCCUAUUGUUUCUUCACCGGUUUAAUUUUUCCGGUUAGGUGUUCAAUCUGGUUUGCAUGUUGGUCAUCGAAACGAAUCUGUUUCCCAAAUAAGGGGUGAAUAUUUUGAGUUUUCGGUUUAGUCUCGGUUCAAUUAUUUUCAA
Molecule: messenger RNA, 3119 nt
Organism: Tarenaya hassleriana
Lineage: Eukaryota; Viridiplantae; Streptophyta; Magnoliopsida; Brassicales; Cleomaceae
Product: chaperone protein ClpC1, chloroplastic-like
Exons: 10
Coding region: 123-2903 (926 amino acids)
Biological process (GO): cellular response to heat
Cellular component (GO): cytoplasm
Molecular function (GO): protein binding; ATP hydrolysis activity; ATP binding
Source: RefSeq, a predicted model, not a curated record